UAUUCAGAUGGAUGGACUGACGUUCAGAAUCAUAUUCAACAGGUCUGUGUCGAUUAUUGGAGGAAUUCUAUUGGCUCACCACAUUCCCCCUUCCAGGGUAGAAUGGUAAAAGUGUCAUUUUAUAUUAAUCUAACAACAAUCAAAUGAUAUGGCCACUGACCAAGCAGUGUGCUCAGAAGAUGAAACGCUGCAGGAAACAGAGGAUGCAGACAAGGAAACCUCCAGUGAUAAUAAAAUACCCAAUGAUAAAACAAGCAGGAAGAAAUUAUCUAUGGACAGUAGAGAGAAAAUCAGGGCUCUCCUUCAAGAAGGUUUAACUCAGCGACAGAUUGCCAAGCACAUGAAUGUUUCUUCCUCAGUGAUUUGGAGGUUUGAGAAACGAUUGAAAGAAACAGGCGGAGUUGAAGACAGGCACAAGGGACGUAGACCUAAAAAGAUACGCGACCCUACCGAACACUGGAUAGAAAUUGGAGGAGAAAGGAAGUAUCAGUGUACACAUUGUCAAAAAACUUUCGUGCACUUUUCACAAAUUCAUGAACAUGUAAGAGUUCACACAGGGGAAAGACCAUUUAAAUGUGACCAGUGUUUCAAAGGAUUUGCCCAGUCAAGCGCUCUGAAACGUCAUUUGAUCUGCCACUCAGAUGAGAGACCAUUUAUGUGCGAUUUCUGUGCGAAGUGUUUUGCGGAUCCAGCGUCCCUUCGCCUUCAUGUCCGCACCCAUACAGGAGAAAAGCCGUACAAGUGUAGAUUCUGUGACCGACGUUGCACGACAGCUGGGAACCUCAAUGCCCACAUGAGGGUCCAUCGAGACCAAUAUGACAACGAGAGCAGGACCCACAUCAGGAUGACAGAAGGGAAUUUGACUCAAAUCAAGAUGGCCGAAAGAAAGGAAGUGAUGUUUGAUAAUGAAUGGGGGAUGAAACAAGGGAGGGAUGAAGACAGUAUGGCCAACGAGGAAGAUGCUGUAGGCAGUGAGGAUGAAGGCAUAGAUGAUGAGGAUGAAGGCAUGAAUGCAUGUGUAGGUAGGAAAGAAGGCGUGAUUAGUGCACUGAGGGAGGAAGAUGGAAUGGAUAGUGUAGGUAGGGAGGAAGAAGGCACAGCUGCACAUGUAGGCCGGGAAGAAGGGAUGCACAAUAGUGGCUAUGAGAUGGCAUCCACAGGGAUCAAUGAAGGUUCACAGCAGUAUUUAGGCAAGGAAAGGGAGACAGUCAGUAUGAUGAGAGAAGAUGGGUGUCCGAUUAAACAAGAACCACAAGAGAUGAGCACAGACCAUUCAAUGUCUGAAGACGAAGGCCAUGAAGUCCUCCUGAAGGAACCAGAGGUAACAUUCUCUGUGCUACCAGAACCAUCGAAAACACCAGGCGUCAAAGCAAGCAGGAGAAGACUCUCCAUGGAUGACAGAGAAAAGGUCCGCGCUCUCCUACAGAAUGGUACAUCCCGACAACAGAUUUCUCGGAUCAUGGAUGUAUCCUUCUCAGUCAUCUGGAGGUUUGAGAAACGGUUGCGAGAUACAGGCAGUGUGAAGGACCGCCACAAGGGAGGGCGACCUAAAGCUGUUUAUGAACCAUCCGAGCAUUGGACGGAAAUCGAGGGAGAACGCAAGUUUCAAUGUAAUCACUGUCGAAAAACAUUUGUUCACUUUGCGCAAAUUCAUGAACAUAUUCGAGUACACACAGGGGAAAGGCCAUUUAAAUGUGACCAGUGUUUUAAAGAGUUCGCCCAGUCAAGCUCUCUGAAACGUCACUUGAUCUGCCAUUCAGAUGAGAGACCUUUUAUGUGCGAUUUCUGUGCGAAGUGUUUUGCAGAUCCAGCAUCCCUUCGUCUUCAUGUCCGCACCCAUACAGGAGAAAAGCCAUAUAAGUGUAGAUUCUGUGAUCGUCGUUGCACGACAGCUGGAAAUCUUAAUGCACAUACGAGGGUACAUCGAGAUCAAAUCAACGAGGAGAACAUGGCUCGGAUGAUUAUGGCUCAGAUGAUGAUGACAGAGGAGAGCGUUGCCAAGAUGGAUGAAGUGAAGGCUUCAGCAGCUGAUGAUGAUGAAGUCAAACAGGAAGAUGGAAAGGAAGAGGGAAGGAAGGAAGUUGAUCUUGUAAGUGAGGACGAAAAUAGAUGCCCGGAGGAAGGAGGAAGAGGUACUGCAGACGAAAGCAUGGGCAAGGAAGAACAUGUUGGCAAGGGAGAGAGUUUUUGUAAUGAGACAGGAAGUGAGAGUUGUGAAAGUGACAUUGAAGUCGAAGACAGAACCCAGUCAAGGGUGAAAGGUCAAGGAAUCGAUGGCGAGGCCUCAGUCGUCGAGAUAAAGCAGGAACCCCCUGAUUCAGAGUGUGUGACCGAGCAGUAUUCGCAUGAUCAUUUGGUGGCAACAGAAGAACCAGAGCAGCCCACUGAUCAGAUUCCAGUGUUAAGACCACAAGCCACUGCCCAUCUGGUGCAAUAUAUCAAUCCUAAAAGAAUGCCAAGUCAAAAAACUAUAAAGCAUACAUCUAGCCCUAAAAAUGAAACUUGUAGUGAUGAAGCUAGAAUACCAAGUCCAGAAACUGAAAAGCCUAUUGAGAAAAAGUGCAGGAGAAGAAUGUCGGUGGAAAAUAGAGAGAAAAUCAAGGCACUUCUCCACGAUGGUACAUCUCGAAGGCAGAUUUCCAAAAUCAUGAAUGUUGCUCCCUCAGUUAUUUCAAGGUUUGCAAUACGACUGAAAGAAACGGGUGGAAUUGAAGACCGACACAAGAUAGGGCGACCUAAGAAAUAUCAUGACCCUACAGAACAUUGGACUGACAUAGGAGGCGAACGCAAGUAUCAGUGCAAACAUUGUCAAAAAACUUUUGUACACUUUGUACAAAUUCAGGAACAUAUUCGUGUGCACACAGGAGAGAAGCCAUUCAAAUGUGACCAGUGUUUCAGGGGGUUUGCCAGAUCAAGCACUCUGAAACGCCACCUCAUCUGUCACUCCAAUGAGAGACUUUACAUGUGUGACUUUUGUGCUAAGUGUUUUGCAGAAGCUUCAUCACUAAGGGUUCAUGUCCGCACCCACACUGGAGAAAAGCCGUACAGAUGUCGAUUCUGUGACAAAGGCUGCACGACUGGGGGGAACCUCAAUGCCCACAUGAGGGUACAUCGAGAUAAAAUCAACAAACAGAGAGGGAUACGUAUCAAGAAGCCUGAAGAGACCAUUAUUCGAAGAAAAAUCAUUGAAAAUAAGGAGACACGAAUCAAAGAGGCUGAGGAAAAUAUGACUCAUAUCGAUAUUUCUGAAAUGAUUGAAAAGGCAAUAAGACAGGAAGAGCAAGAAAAAAAAGGUCAUGUCACCAAGGAAGAAGAUGUGAACACUGGAGAAGAAAGAAGAGACGAUGCAGAAGAUUGUCAUGGCAGUGCCGAGGUUCAGAGAGAAAGGAAUAGCUGUGAACGCAAAAUGGUGGAUACUUGUGCAGAGAACACGCAACAGGAGAGUUAUCCUGAAGAUGUGUACCAAGUUGAAAUAAAACAGGAACCAGAAAAUACGAUGGAGGAAUGUAAAUACCUACAGACACCCCGAGUCAAACAGCCUGCCGACCCCCUGCUUCAAACAGGCUUCAAGGAGACAAUACACGGAUGGCUGCUUCAGACAGACUGCAGACCCCCUGCUUCAAACAAAUUGCAGAACCCUGCUUCAAACAGGCUUCAAGCAGACUAUACACUGAUGGCUUUUGCAAAUAGUAACGAAGUCGCGUCAGCGUGUGGCACAAUUAUAAACGAACAUGGCGGACAGCACUCGCCUACCCAGAGUUCCAUGCCACCAGCACAGAACCACUGCCGGAGUGUGGGCGGACAGGUGCCUGCAGUGUACCGAAUGCCAAGUCAUAAAACUGUGAAACAUACAUCUAGUCCUAAAAAUGAAACUUGUAGAGAUGAAACUAGAACACCAAGUCCGGAAACUGAUGAGCCUAUUGAGAAAAAGCAUUUGAAAAGACUGUCGAUAGAAAAAAGAGAGAAAGUCAAGGCACUUCUCCAAGAUGGUACAUCUCGAAGGCAGAUUUCCAAAAUCAUGAAUGUUGCUCCCUCAACUAUUUCAAGGUUUGCAAUACGACUGAAAGAAACGGGUGGAAUAAAAGACCGACACAAGACAGGGCGACCUAAGAAAUAUCAUGACCCUACAGAACAUUGGACUGACAUAGGAGGUGAACGCAAGUAUCAGUGCAAACAUUGUCAAAAAGCUUUUGAACACUUUGUACAAAUUCAGGAACAUAUUCGUGUGCACACAGGAGAGAAGCCAUUCAAAUGUGACCAGUGUUUUAGGGGGUUUGCCAGAUCAGGCACUCUGAAACGCCACCUCAUCUGUCAUUCCAAUGAGAGACUUUACAUGUGUGACUUUUGUGCUAAGUGUUUCGCAGAAGCUUCAUCACUAAAGGUUCAUGUCCGCACCCACACUGGAGAAAAGCCGUACAGAUGUCGAUUCUGUGACAAAGGCUGCACGUCUGCGGGGAAUCUCAAUGCCCACAUGAGGGUACAUCGAGAUAAAAUCAACGGAAGGAGUGGGAUACGUAUCAAGAAGUCUGAAGAGACCAUUAAUCAAAGUACAAUCCUUGAAGAGAAUGUAACUCGUAUCAAAGAGGCUGAGGAAAAUAUGGCUCAUAUCGAUAUUUCUGAAAAGAUUGAAAAGGCAAAAAGACAGGAAGAGCAAGAAAAAAAAGGUCAUGUCACCAAGGAAGAAGAUGUGAACACUGGAGAAGAAAGAAGAGACGAUGAAGAAGAUUGUCAUGGCAGUGCCGAGGUUCAGAGAGACAUGAAUAGCUGUGAACGCAAAAUGGUGGAUACUUGUGCAGAGAACACGCAACAGGAGAGUUAUCCUGGAGAUGUGUACCAAGUUGAAAUAAAACAGGAACCAGAAGAUACGAUGGAGGAAUGUCAAUAGUUGAAGGGUCACAGACAUAAAGUUUAUUUGAUGAUAUAACAGUGUAAGAGUAAAAACGCAAUUGCUCAAAAAUUUAUCAGGAGCUCUGUAUUGUUGUUUAUUUUUAUUUGAUAUAAAAUUCUUUCCAUUUUAGCUAUAUUGACGGUAACACCAUUUUUCAGGGCAUUAUUAUUUGCAGAAGCCCUCGGUCCACAGUUAGUGGAAGACUCUGGGCUUCUGCAAAUGAUAAUGCCCUGAAAAAUAGCAUUACCCUUAUUUUAUUGAUACACGUAAUGAUGGGUAAAAUGUGUCUGUCAUGGUCGCUCACACUGUGGAACACAUUAAUAUCUCUGGCAACGCAACAUGUUAAGUGUACAGUUGAAACAGACAUAUAUGCAGAUGACUAAUUCUCACCUGAGAGUUGGGAACAGUAAUAAAGAAUGUUAAGUGUGUAAAUGGUACAGCUGACCAGCUUCAGUGGCAGAAAGAUUAGUUAUGUCAUUUGAUAAUGACGUCAUGGUAACCAGUGACGGUCUGCAAAGCAUUGUAGUGCAAUAUUAUUUGUAGAAGAUAGCGCUUGAUCUUGCCCAAGCAAUAUCUCUAGUUUUUGGUGAUACAUUUUCUUUCAUCCUUGUUUGUUCAUGAUGUUAGCUGGAUCCAGUGUUUGUAGCUUGGUGAGAGAGACAGUAGAAAUAAGCUGUUGUCUUCAACUAUAUUUAUUGUUCAACAAAAAUAAUCAAGGACCUACCUCAUGAGAGACAGCUGGCCAUGAAUGAGAUGCUGACUCCCUUGUCUUGUAUGUAUAGACAUACAUAACGAGUCAUUGAAAUAAAUGUGUGAACCUACA
This is a messenger RNA of Haliotis rufescens (red abalone), 5711 nucleotides long. Its product is annotated as zinc finger protein 91-like. The record is from RefSeq and is a predicted model, not a curated record. Bases 149 to 4885 code for a protein of 1578 amino acids. Lineage: Eukaryota; Metazoa; Mollusca; Gastropoda; Lepetellida; Haliotidae. Gene Ontology annotation, cellular component: nucleus. The transcript is spliced from 8 exons.